This is a messenger RNA of Episyrphus balteatus (marmalade hoverfly), 1029 nucleotides long. It is a transcript of the gene Teh2, whose product is annotated as protein tipE. The transcript has 5 exons. Bases 28 to 858 code for a protein of 276 amino acids. Gene Ontology annotation, molecular function: sodium channel regulator activity. The record is from RefSeq and is a predicted model, not a curated record. Gene Ontology annotation, biological process: regulation of sodium ion transport. NCBI's taxonomy places the organism in Eukaryota, Metazoa, Arthropoda, Insecta, Diptera, Syrphidae.
AAAUAAAAAUUGAAAAUUGGAAAAAAAAUGAGAAGUAUGAGGAGCUCAAGCGGAUCAAUAUCAAUACACAGCCCAACGGCAUCAACAAACAGUUUGGCUGGCAGUAAAGUCAGUCUCAAUAGCAGUCGAACAAAAUCAAUGCACAAUGAAGACGAACAGGAAAUUGAAACCUUUUUAGAAAAGGCAAAAUUUUACACAUCUUUGUGCCUAGGAACGACAGCAAUAUUAUCGGUUUUUGCAUUUUUGUUUUUAAUCCCUUUUGUUGUGGACCCAGCAAUAUCAACAAUUAUUGCAGAUUAUGACCCAGUACCUGUAACGUGCAUUGUUAUCGAUCACAUUUAUGCAGAAGGCAUCAAAAAUUGCACAUGGAGCUCAUGUAGGGAAGGAUGCACCUCAUCAAUGAUUAAGUGCCAUCAAUUAUACGUGAAUUACACACGAAUUCCAUUUGAUGAAUGGCAAAAGAAUCCCAGAGACUUGGAUACAGUUGUUUGGGAUGUAAGCUAUACAAAGUUUUUAAUAAAUUCCGAAGGCUGUGGUUACCCCCCAAUGACAAAUUGUAGUAUUUUUGCCAAGCAAUAUGGUCCUGUGGGAAGACCGUUUGCUUGUUACUACAGCAGAGCCUAUCCAGAAGUCGUUAUAGGUCGAUAUUCAUGGGAAGAUAAUCUCAAACAUUUGGUUUUAUCUCUAAUAAUACCAAAUGUAUUAUUUGCAAUAUCAAUUGGUGUCUUGAGUUAUUGGUAUUGUCCGUGUUGUGACAAGGCGUGUAAUAAAUCAUCUAGAGUGUAUGCUGAAAAGUUUCCAACUAAAGAAGAAAAACUUCUGUGUCGCAGCGAUGACGAAGAUGAUCUGGAGUACUAAAAAAAAAUCUAAUUUAGAAAAAAAUUAAUACAAAAAAAUAAAUUAUACAAAACAAAAAAAAUAUUCUCCAUGUGUACCGAUUGUAGAUAGAUUAUACAAACAUAACAAAAAAAAUGAUAACAAAAAUGCGUUUGCCAAAAAAUAAACUGAAGGACAAUUUUAAAUACUCAC